This is a messenger RNA of Zingiber officinale, 1122 nucleotides long. Its product is annotated as fruit protein pKIWI502-like. The record is from RefSeq and is a predicted model, not a curated record. Bases 49 to 924 code for a protein of 291 amino acids. Gene Ontology annotation, molecular function: oxidoreductase activity. NCBI's taxonomy places the organism in Eukaryota, Viridiplantae, Streptophyta, Magnoliopsida, Zingiberales, Zingiberaceae. The transcript is spliced from 5 exons.
UUUAAUUAAUUGGGCGAAGGCCGACUGCGAUCUAUAACCGAAUCAUGGAUGCUUCGCGACCUUUUGCUCCUCCCACCGCCGCCGUUUCUCCGUCCCAUGUCUCUCCUCCCCCGCCUCCGCAUAGGCGUCCCCUUUACGUUCGGCCCUAGCCGCCGCGCUCUCACCGUCCUUGCCACCGCCGCCUGGCAGGGAGCAGCCACUUGGACCCCGGCGCCCAUCAGCCUCGUCGCGCCUGCCGACGCUGACGCCACCCUCUUCCACGUCGCGGUCGACGUCUCCGACUCCCCCGAUCUCGCCUUCUCCUUCACCUCCCCGGGCCAGUACCUCCAGCUCCGCGUUCCUGACGCUAAAAAGCCGGUCUUUCUCGCCAUCGCGUCACCGCCCUACUUUGCUGUCUCUCGUGGCGAGUUCCAGUUUCUCGUGAAGAGGUUCCCCGGGUCCACCGCCGAUCUUUUAUGUGGACUUGAGAGGGGCGAUGUCGUCGAGCUGAGUGAAGUCAUGGGUAGGGGAUUUCCAAUAGAGCGCAUCUCAUCCCCUGACGCCUUCCCCACCGUCCUCAUAUUUGCCACCGGAUCUGGAAUUAGUCCCAUCCGUUCACUUAUCGAGUCAUGUUUCAAUACAAAUGAAAGAUCAGAUGUGAGACUUUACUAUGGCAUUAGAAACCUUCAGAGGAUGGCUUAUCAGGACAGGUUCAAGGAUUGGGAAUCAAGUGGAGUUAAAAUAAUACCUGUUUUAUCACAACCUGAUGAAAGAUGGAGUGGUGAAAGAGGAUAUGUACAGGCAGCUUUUUCAAGAGAUAAAAGGAUACUAAAUCCUUUGUCAACUGGCGCUGUACUUUGUGGGCACAGACAAAUGGCAGAGGAUGUUACAUCGGAGCUCGUCGCUAGUGGUGUAUCAAACGAAAAAAUCUUGAUGAACAUCUAACCUCUUUCUUUUUUGUUGUUGUAGCGUAAGCACAUGAUCAACUGUAUUCUUUUGAUAUCAGAUGCUGUGAUCGUCUGAUUGAACAUGAAGUAGAAAAUAAGUUAUUACAAUUUUUCCCACCUCAUUACAUGUAUCAAAUCGAUGGUUCCUCAUUGCCGGGGACAUGUACUGAAUGAUUAUAGAAGUUUCUUUUGUCAA